AUGGCUGGAAAGAGACCCAUCGCCAUGGAGACUAAGACGACUAAACGGGUGAUAACGGUGGUUCGUCUUCAGGAGACGUGCUGCUGCAGGACGGUGAUCGUAAACAGCAUCGACGUCAUCCAUCCAUUGGAUGGGGCUCUCGUAGCGUAUCAUCACCUCAUCCAUGCCGAACGAACCCUCCCAACUCGGACUAGCCUGUUUGUUCCUGACGCUAGCGCCAGCCCGGCAAUCCCCUGCACGGGAUCCCAUGGAUUCGGGGCUGCCACCUCCUUUUCCUUCCUUCUUCCCACCCCCUCCGUCGUCAUCCUUGACCCAUCCCAAACUCUUGGUUCUGUUGGGUGGGAUCGGAGCUACGGUGUGCUACCGUCUACACCAUUAAAUCAACAAGAAGGAUGA
Molecule: messenger RNA, 396 nt
Organism: Aspergillus niger
Lineage: Eukaryota; Fungi; Ascomycota; Eurotiomycetes; Eurotiales; Aspergillaceae
Exons: 4
Coding region: 1-396 (131 amino acids)
Source: RefSeq, a predicted model, not a curated record